Molecule: messenger RNA, 2205 nt
Organism: Stereum hirsutum FP-91666 SS1
Lineage: Eukaryota; Fungi; Basidiomycota; Agaricomycetes; Russulales; Stereaceae
Exons: 16
Coding region: 1-2076 (691 amino acids)
Biological process (GO): intra-Golgi vesicle-mediated transport
Cellular component (GO): Golgi membrane
Source: RefSeq, a predicted model, not a curated record
AUGGCCGAACACAACUUCUCGGGAGCACUGGCAACAUGGAAAACCAUCAACCUCUCGGAACUACAGAAGACUCUGGACGGACAAGGUAUUGAGGUUGUCCAGAAUCAGAAGGAGAGUGUGGUUGGGAGGAAGGGUUUGGCGGAUCGAACAAAGGAGUGGAAGAAGGUCCCAGAAGAGGAGAAGUUGAGUGGAUUCAAGGGUCUGCUGAAGGCAUACCAAACGGAGAUUGACAGUCUGACGAAGCGGGCCAAGUCUGCUGAGAAUGCCUUCCUGAAUGUUUAUAAAGUGCUUGCUGAAGCGCCGGAUCCAUACCCCUUGCUUGAGGCUGCUGUCGAUCAGACUGUGAAGAUCGCAGAGACGCGAGAUUUGGAGGAAGAGGUUCAACGGUUACGGAAUGAGAAUGCUGAUCUCAAGAAGCGCGCAUCGGAGCUGGGUAGUGUGGAGACUGCGAGGAAGAAGGCAGAGCUCAGGGCGGACCAGUUAGAGGAGAAGAUGGAGUCUGUCGUCCAGGAGAAGGUCGCACAGAAGGAGAACGAGCUAAAUGCGGCGUAUGACGAGAAGAUGCGGAAUUACGAAGCUCGCGAGCAAGACCUUCAACGGCAGGUUGAGCUCGUCAAGGACCAGCUUCGGGAGCUCCGCACGUCGAACGAUUCGAAUCAAGCAAAGCUCCUGGAUCACAGCCAACGGCAAGAUCAAGAAGUGUUCGCCAAACUGGCCGAAAUGGAUAUGACUGUGGCGGACCUCGAGCGUGCGAAUAUGAGGGUGGCUACUGUCGAGCGACGAAACGAACUCUUGCGAGCCGAAAUCGAGUCUAUCAGAAUUGGUAGCGAGGCUUCUGAUCGCGUUCAAACCCUCAAAAAUCAAGUCGCAUCAUUGGAAUCAGAAACAGACCGUCUUUCUCAUCUCCUGGACAUGCAGAAGGAUUCCAUCGCAGAGGCUGAGGCAGUUCGCCGCAAAGCAGCCGAGCAUGCCUCGAAAGAACUGCAAGCCAAGGCUGCCGAGGUUGAACAGCUGAGACAGACUCUCAAAGGAUACUCUGAUUACGAUGAAAUCAAACGUGAGCUUGAGAUAAUGAAGUACGUCGAGUUUGCCGGGCUCGAAGGGGAGUUGGACGAAGAUGAAGAUGUUCCGGCUCUCGACAACGAGCUUGGUCUCCAGCUUCCCAACCCUAACGCUUCAAAAGCGAAUGCCCACGAGGCAAAAUCUUUGGAGGCGCUUCUCGCCACCAAAAACAAACGAAUUCUGGAGGAACUAACAAAAUUCCGAAUAUUGCACACGGAACUUGAAACCUCAUUGCGGCAGACACGAGACGAGCUCGAGACGACUACUUCAGAACUCGAAAAGCAACGGGUCCUGAACGAGAAGUUAGAGACCGACCUUUUGCAGCUUAACAAGCACGAGCACAAUGGAGAGGCGAAUGGUGGCGAUAAACCCUCUUUGGAUUCUGCCAGUGACGAUGAUGUGUUGGCUGGCCUUGACCUCCGCAAAAAGCCAAAGUCUAGCACAGGUGCCGAUUCUGCCGCAAGGUCGACGCCAAUACAAUUCACUUCUUCGGCAGACACGUCCAUCCUUCCCAUCGUGACCAGCCAACGCGACCGAUUCCGGCAGCGGAAUGCUGAACUCGAAGACGAGCUCCGCAAACAGUUCCAGAUUAUAUCAGAACUGCGCACUGAAAUCCGAAGUCUUCAGGCUGACAAUCUCAAGUUGUAUGAGAAGGUCCGGUAUAUGCAGAGCUACCGCGAGAACUCGACAAACUCGACGCUCGACCCAUUGCCAACUGGUCCGUCAUCAUCCAACGCUGGGGAAUUGAGCAAGUAUAGGGCUCGGUACGAAGAGGCUAUGAAUCCAUUCGAAGCGUUCCGUGGUCGAGAAGCAGCGCGGGCAUACUCUAACCUCAAUCCGCUUGAACGGGGGGUAUUAGUUCUCACCCGUGCGAUUCUCGGUAAUCGACGAGCUCGGAACGCCUUCAUUGUGUAUGCUUUCUUAUUACACGCACUCGUCAUGUUCUCGAUAUACGAGUCGAUGCAGUCUUCACACAGUCAACUAGAGACGCAUCCUGGACCGUAUGGCUCAUGAUAACUUUUAUUUGCUCUCCUUUCUUAUUUACCUGGGACUACCUUGCCGGGCGAGGAUCCAUCAAGCUCGUUCGUGUACAUACUGAGGACAUUGUUAUGUCCAUUUCCUGGGUCUGUAAUCGACGGUCUG